Molecule: messenger RNA, 4429 nt
Organism: Haliotis rufescens (red abalone)
Lineage: Eukaryota; Metazoa; Mollusca; Gastropoda; Lepetellida; Haliotidae
Product: autophagy-related protein 23-like
Exons: 7
Coding region: 141-1130 (329 amino acids)
Source: RefSeq, a predicted model, not a curated record
GCCCGAUCCGAUUCAGCAUGGUUACAGGACGCUAUUCAAGUUCCAGGUGACGUUAAGAAGUUUCCCAGGAAAGAUAUUAUCGGACAACAUGGGUUCUCGGAUAUUACAUUCACAAUAGCAUGAGCUGACUGAAUACCACCAUGUCUCGAACAGGAAAUAAAGGCAAGGCAACUCGGCCUCUUGGAUCACUCCGACACAAUAUCUCGGCACCAGACAAAAUACUACACAUCCCUCGACUGACAAGCAAGAUAGAUGGGACGUAUCAGGGUAUCCAAGGCAACGCAAUGUCUGUACCCCCGCCAACAUCGCGGGAAUCAACUCAGCGGGAAAGUUCUGGAGAUGCAGACAAGGGGAAGAAUUCUGCCCGAUCUACUGGAUCAUCCAGUGUCAAGUCACAGGACCUUGUGGAUAGAAAGGAACUGAAAGAUGCUUUAGCAAGAGAGAAGGAACUAAAGCUGAUGAUUGCAGACCUAGAAAAAAUCAUUGAGGAGUUACGGGCCCUGCUGGCCUUGCGAGACCAGGAGAUAGCUGAUCUUCAGGACAAGAUCCGGACACAGGGGGAAGAGCACAAGGCUAUCCUGCAAAAAGAGAAAAGUAGACACGCAGACACUCAAGCAUUACUGGAGGAGACUCGCUCAGAAUUGGAGGAUGCACAGGAUCGGGUAGAUGCAAUACGCAGAGACAUGUCCCUCAAACUCAGUGAACAGAAGACAGAGUUGGAGAAAAAAUAUGCAGAGAUGUUGACAGAGAAAGACAAAGAGAUCUCGAUACGUGAUGUCAAACUCAACAGGCUUAAGCAACAGAUGGCUGACACUCUGAAGGGAAACUCCUGGGAACGGCAACAACAGCUGGAGGAGCUGACCAAGGAACUAGCGCGUAUUCAGGACGAGGCCGACCUCCUGAGGAUGAAACUCAAGGCUUAUGCCAAGAACAAGGCGGGUAGCUGCUCUAACUGCCCCGACAUGAUGGCCAAGCUGGACCGUGCCCACCUGAUGGUGAAGGACAGAGAUCACACUGUGAAGGAGCUGAAGGCUGUGUGCAGCAAGAUGGAGAAACAGCUGACUCAGCAGGACCAGCUCCUCAAGUCCUGGGCAGACAGCAAGGGCUAUAAGGUGCCACCUCCAAAAUGACCCACACUGAACUAGUGAUUAUCAACAGGGACUCAUUGCCAGGGUUUGCUGCAUGGCUGACAGCAUGGAGAUAUCUUUUGCCUGUCAGCUUGACCAACUCUGCACCAAAGGGUAUUACUCACAUUGAGAUAUCAUAAAAACAUAAUAUGGACAUAUUAAGACAUGAUAUUUCUUUCAGAAAGAAAGUGACUUUUAUUGAGACAGCUAAGAGGUUCAAUAUUUCUGUCUGUUGUCUAAAUAGAUGAACAGAGGAAUGCAGAGAUUACGUUUUCUGACAUUGGUGCAUCUCAGAUACGUUUAGCAAUGGACAAUCUUUGAUGUCGUUCAUUAUGCAGAUCGCAUGCUAUAUUCUAGCAAGACGUGCCAGCAAAACAUGAUACAUAGAUUUGAAAACGAACAUGCUCAUUCAAGUGAAAAUCCUUUGCUUCCCAGAUUCAUCAGAUGAAAAAUAUUUCUGCCAUUGUUGACUCUUGACAUUGACAGCUCACCACAGCCAAUACAUGUAGGUCACAUCUACUCAUACUACAUACCUCCAGGACAGCACAGGGAAGACUUGCCUCCAAGCAUGGGACCCAUGUGCAGCUCUGUUACACAGACUUUACAUACAUUGGUUCAGUUUGUUUUAUGUUUUCAAGGAUAUUUUUCUGUCUGCUUGAUUCAUCUACUCACUGAUAGUGAAAACUAUUUGUUGAUGAAUAUUUGUUGAGUAAAUCAGUUGAGCAUUACAUUAUAGCACAAUCAUAAUUAUGUUUCAUAUUAUGUUGGAAGUGAAGUUGAAGGUAAUUCUGAGUAAAGUAACAUAACCGAGAUAAGUGGUUUUGAUUUUGUUUGAAUCCCAGAAUUUAUCACAUCUAUGUUGUAUGUAGCUCAUUAAAUUGCAAUUGUUGUAUUAAUAUGUAUGCAGUUUGAACUGCAGACUCAACUUAUUUGUCGAUAUCAUUUUACAUGCCAGUAUUUUCUUUGUGCCACAUGGUGAAAGAACAUUUCAUUGUAAACCACAUAUUUAUAUGAAGAAUGGCUAAUACAGCCAACCUCUCCGCCACAUCCGUUGAAAACUGUGAAAGAUUUUUCAUCCAAACUUGGUUCAUUUAUUACAAUGGGCUGAAGUGGUGCCUAUUGCUAUUGUGGUGGUCGGGGGAAUUAUUCUGUUAUAAUAUUUUAUUGAGAUAAUUUAACAACUGUUUUUUUUCUGUAAAAUAUGUUCAUUUCAGAGACUAGAUGUUAGUCUACCCUCCUCUUUCUCCCCAUAAACAUUCUUUGCCCCUGUAUCCUACCCCUCCCUUUUCUCCACCCAUCCCAUAUUUUAUCUGAGAAUCUGCAAAUGAGGACAAGUCUGGUUCUGGAAACUGGUGUUGGAAAUCACAGAAACCACAUUAUCAUGUAUCUUCCCUCUAGUCUACAAUCUACACAAUGUCAUGUAGCUAAAGCAUGGGAUCAGUAUUCAUGUGAUGUAUUCAGUGUGUGCCUGUUUGUGAAUGUCUUUAGCAUAAGUGACACAAUACAUUACCGGGGUAGUUAAUGAAGGUACUUUUUGAAAAGACAGUCUUUGUAAACCAGGCACUGAGGCAUCGUGAGGCUGUUUUCACACAUCACAUAUCAUCAAAUGUUUACAUCAACAUUGAUGCAUGCAGGAGUGAAUUAAAUGACUCAGAACUUCAAACAUUCCUCAUGCCAAAACAGUUUGAUGUGUUUUCUUUGUCAUUGACAAAAUGUUAUUGAUUGUUGUAUAUACCACCAUACGUUAUACAAUUCAUUGCAAACCAGUGGUAUACUUCCUGUUGUACUUUGUUAUAGUUAUUUUUGUAAAUGUAGUUUCGUUGCUAUAUUUUUAUUGGCCUGGCAAACCUGGAGUAGUAAAUAACAGAAACACAAACACCUGGAAUAUAAUCAAGCACUGCUAACUACAGCUUUCGAUAUUAAAUAGGUGGCUCUUAGUCUGGUAGGCAUAUGAUCUUUGAAGUAAGCUGUGAUAUUAUAAUAAUAAUAAUUUGUACAGCACUCAAAUGUCGUGAAGUGCUCAUUGGCACUUUGAAAUAUACUAGGGUCAUGAUUAGCAAUUGGAUAUGCAUAGCAGGUGGGUUGUGCGGAUUUGAAGGCUGGUAUUUAAUGCUGAGGUUCUGAUAGAAAGAGGAAGGUUGUUCCAAGGCAUAGAUCUGCUGUUGUCCUGAUAGAAAGAGGAAGGUUGUUCCAAGGCAUAGAUCUGCUGUUGUGCUGAUAGAAAGAGCAAGGUUGUUCCAAGGCAUAGAUCUGCUGUUGUGCUGAUAGAAAUAUCUGGAUCCUGGAUUGUUGCAAUUUUGACAAUGUUGUCCUCAGGCUCUCAAUAGUUCCCAUAGUAACCAUAGUCACUAUAGUACCAGUAAGUUGUAAAAACAGUACUAAAUAGUUAUGUUUUAAUCAUGUCUUCUUGAUUUAUCAUAUGGUAAUACAUUUAAUAUAUAACAUAAGUAAUAAUGUUGCAUUAAUGGCUAUUCAUUCAGUCACAGUUACCAUGCAGAGUUGUCUCCUAAGGAGCUCCAGGAUCUGCUGAUGUCGGUUGAAAUCCCAGAUCUGUGUCACUAUGGGUUUUUUUCUCCCAUAUUAAGUUGACGCACAUUGGUUCUGACUGCUUUCCUGUAUUCAGAGUAUCUAACAUUUUCAAAGCUAUCUUUUUCAUCUUAAUGUCCUUAUAAAGAAAGGAGAGAGUCAUUGUGUAUUCUAGUGCACUUGUUCUUAUCUGGUAUAACAUAAGUUCAUCAUUCCCAAUAGAGGUGUAUAGGGAACUCACUUCCAUUGUCAACAGUUUGGCAUAAAAGAAUAACAAAUAAUAACAAACUACUUAAAACAUUUCAACCUCAAUUAUUGAUAAAACUUUUAUGUAUAAGAAAACAUCCAAAUUUAAGUUGCAGUAUGCUAAUAUUUUCAUGCACUUUUGACAGCAGUAGAAACUAAGAGUUUUAGCCAACUAGUCCUUAUAAUGGUAACAUAGCAAAACCCUGAAAAAGGACAAAUUUCUACUUGUCCUUAGGAUACCUUGACUAUUGGGCAGUUUGGCAAGGACUAUAGGACUAGUGCCAGUUUCUAACACUGCUUUAAUAUUUCCCUAAGUUCUAACAUGCAGUGACAUUUAGUUGAUGACAUCACUCAAAACACAAUGCACUGACAUCAUUGUUUAGAACAUUGUGGUCCUACUCGCAUUCCAUCUUCCCGAGGCAAGAAAGUUAGCUGACUAUAAAAGUCAAGUUUCCACCCUUGCCGAACUAGGCUGGUAUUAUGAAGUUAGAUUAUGGCUGGACUAAUGAGUCCAUGCAUAGUCCAAUCAA